Messenger RNA from Trypanosoma theileri, 528 nucleotides. RefSeq lists its product as uncharacterized. Bases 1 to 528 code for a protein of 175 amino acids. The transcript has a single exon. NCBI's taxonomy places the organism in Eukaryota, Euglenozoa, Kinetoplastea, Trypanosomatida, Trypanosomatidae. The record is from RefSeq and is a predicted model, not a curated record.
AUGAAACGACGUCGCUAUGAUAGCGAUGAUGAUGAUGAUAAUGACACAUAUGCGGAGGGACCGCUCCUUCCAUAUGCGUUUGGUGACAAGAGCGAAGUGUUGAUGGCGGUUGGAGUACACAUGGAGGAUAUCGAUGACACAAGCAGUGAUAGUUGUGGGGUUUCAUUAAAUCCUACAGCUGGUGGAAACGAACAAAAACGGCAACAAGAAGAGGGUGUACCAUUUUCAUCUUCAGAGAAUAUAUCUGUGGCACAAUUUCAUUACCAGGCACUUCUUUUAGACCACGAUAUACCAGAACACUGGAAAGGUUUAUUGCCAGAGGACCUUCUUGAUGUCUACUUUGCUACAUUAAACUACACAGAAUCAAAGAAGUCUUUGGAUGACAAGUUGUUGUCUCAGUAUGUCCCAUAUGACGUAGAACGGGUUCCGUCUCUUGGGUCUGUGGAACAGCGUAAGUGGGAAAACUCGUUUGGCAUAAAACCAGGAUGGCGUUGGGAUGGUGUUAUUCGGGGUGUUAACACUUUGUGA